Molecule: messenger RNA, 576 nt
Organism: Debaryomyces hansenii CBS767
Lineage: Eukaryota; Fungi; Ascomycota; Pichiomycetes; Serinales; Debaryomycetaceae
Product: DEHA2E23386p
Exons: 1
Coding region: 1-576 (191 amino acids)
Source: RefSeq, a predicted model, not a curated record
AUGCAUUGGGCUAUAUCGAACUUUCCAUGGAAACCUUUCGCAAUAUACAUUGCUUUAAUUUUUGGAGUACGCGUUUUAGUGGGAUUUGAAUCAGAUGGUGCAAACUUUGCGUCCGUAGCUAUUUCUGUAUUGUCAACUGUUACUUGCGGUGGCAUAAUAAUCGCCCAUUUCAUAAUUCUAGUAGAAAAUCUCAACAGAGGUGUUGAUAGAAUUAUUGCCACAGAGUUCAUAAAUAAUAGACCUAUGGGUGUAGCCAACUCAGAGAGGAGGAAUGAGAUCUUAAAAAGCACACUCAUUAACGUUAACAAGCAAAUUAUAACCGAAUUGAAGACAAACUAUAUUUUUAAGAAUACUGACAGCUUAAUUUCCUACUAUAAUCGAAUGAUUAGUCUUUUCACUGCAAGAUAUGCAAGGGUUUACAAAGAUUUACCGAUUGAUGGAAUUAAAGGUGAGGAUAAAAUAAUGUUAGUUGCAAAGAAUAUAUACGACGAAGAUUAUGAACAUUUCUGUGAGACUAAAAUUUCGUUAGACACAAUAAAGAAAUACAGCGAAAUUAAGCCUCUAUGUGAAUGCUAG